AGACCACCCUGUAUAUUUAGGUAGACGACUGCCAUCCUCAUUUUUUAUUAGUUGAUGUGCCGCAAAUAGAACGUUAUGUACAGUAUAUUAUAUAUGUAUACAUAUACGUAUGUAUGAUUCGAUGGCCAUUAUUACGAUUGUGUUAACGCUUUGUCACAAUCUUAAUCUCCGUCUUUUAUCAGACUGAAUGUAUCAGAAAGUAUGCAUGUGCGGCAGCACAAUGUGCUUUGACGGUAUGAAAAUGAAUAAAUAUCAAAGUCGACAAUGUCUAUGUAAAACUCAUUGUCAGUCGCAUGAGGUGAUGGUGAUUGUUCGGUCAUUUUUCAACUCGACUAGCCUCGUUCAAUGAAGUUAUUUAAAAAUAUAUUUAGCAAAGAUACUUUUUUCAAACAUAAUUUAUCGAAAGCAGUUAGCUUGACAAACAUCAAUAUCAAAUUGAUCCAAAAAUGCCCUUCCGAAAUCUGAAAUUCUUAAUGACAUUCAACAAAGCAUUAGGUAUAUUUUCGUGUAAAUUGAUGAACGGCCGAUUGAAAUCAAGCAGUGCUUGGAGUCGUAGGUUUUGUACAAUGUGGGUCUUGUUUCAUUGUUUAUACAUGAGUAUGUUUUAUUAUGAGAUGUGCAUCGCAUCGCCUGAAAAAGAUAGAAAUUACUUUCUCCUAACUAUCUUGCGGUCUAGUGCGUAUUUUUUCUCCAUACUUCCUUAUAGUUUUGUGGCAAUCUUUUGGAGCGAACAUUUCGUUAAGUUGUCCGACAAACUUGUGACGUAUGACGAACAGGCGAUAGCACUGGGGCAUCAAAGAAGAGACAAACAUGUAUUCUCGUACGUGUUCUUCAUAUACACGCUCGUCACAAUAGGGUGGAAAUUUUAUUACGACAUUAAAGAUGUAUCGAAAGAAAUGAUGGGGAUACUAACCAUGGUGCAAAAUACAGCUCUUACCAUCUGUGGCACCUAUUGCGUCUUAAUAACGUGCAUAUUUCUCGAUCUGAUACGCCAACGUUUUCGUCAUUUGAACGAGACGAUAGUCCCUCACGUUUCGGAGUUACCGGUGACCGGGACGCAGGAUGAGAUCACAGUUUACGACGUACGCUAUUUGCACGGCGUGCUUCUCGAUAGUUCCAAACUGAUAAACGCAUUAUAUGGGAUAGGCACUUUGUUCACCUUUCUGUCAAUACUGCUAGAACUUGUUUGGAUUAUAUACCUGUUCAUAAAAGAUUUGCAGGGGGGCAACAGUAUACAAGACAAUCUUGCAGCGGCAAUGGACUUGCUAUUUCAAACUAUUUAUUUGGUUGCAAUGUAUCACUUUACGACCUAUGAGGCGAAUCGCGUUGAAGAGCGCGUGAUAAAAUAUGGUUUAUCCUUUUCGAACAGAAAGUGCCGCAUGGACAAAAUCGAGAUGUUGCUAUAUUUUUAUCACAGGAGAUAUUCUUUCACAGCCGCGGAAUUCUUUCCACUGGAUAUGACGAUAUUCCUUCCGAUCGCCACUGCGGUACUGACGUACCUAACUUUAAUAGUAUAAAUUAUGUAACAAGAAUUCAGAAAAAUAACAUCGCGAAAGAAAAUACAAAUAUUAUGACACAUAACAUGUGAUGAAGAUAAUACCAUGUUACCUUAAUGAGGGCAGCAAAGGAUUUAUUAUGAAACUUUAAGUAUAAAAUAUCGAUAAUAUGUAAUAUGUAUUUACAAGUCACACAGUGUAAUUAAUUCAUUCGUACCAAUUAGAGACGCGCGAGUCAAAAAUUUUUUUUAUGUCGAAUUGAAUCGAAGCGAAUAGAAUCGUUAAAAUGUAAUUAUUAUUAUAGAUUAAAUUUCAACACGUAGAUAAGAAGAAAUUAUUUUGAUGCAAAAAAUAUGGACUACAUAAUAUGUAGUCGUGUUAUGUAUUCGUUUCGAGAUGAAGAAUACGAUCCAAUAUUUAAUAUAAAACUAAUAACAUAUACUUUAGUUGAUGUCACAGUAACUGAAACAAUUAGGCAAAAAGUCAUGGUGAAAUUAUUAAAAUAUUCUAAUAUAGUAUCCACUAAAGUAUCCAAUAACAUUAUCGAAUUACAUGUAUGUGCAUAGUUAAUUAAAGCGAAAUAAUAAAGUUAAUUUUAUUAUCGAUACUAUCCUAUACAGCACAGAUGGUUGCAGUUACAUUGC
Molecule: messenger RNA, 2140 nt
Organism: Vollenhovia emeryi
Lineage: Eukaryota; Metazoa; Arthropoda; Insecta; Hymenoptera; Formicidae
Exons: 5
Coding region: 447-1517 (356 amino acids)
Biological process (GO): sensory perception of taste
Cellular component (GO): dendrite; neuronal cell body; axon
Source: RefSeq, a predicted model, not a curated record